UGCCGUCUGUGUCGCUGCCUUUAGCUUGUUGUCUUUCCGAACAACCGGAGCAGAAAUUUCUCCGGAAAUAAACUUUCCUGGACUCUUUCGUCAAGUCAGUAUGGGUGUGUUUGACAACUGUUCAGUUCUUCUGGAGCUCAAAAACUUGCCUUUCAAGGAGAAGAAGAAGCUGAAAUCAAUAGUGACAUUGAAUGGAGGCAGCAUUUCUUUCAUAGUCAACAAACAGUGCUCUCUGGUGGUGACCUCCGACUUGUCCAACCUGAGCUCCAACAGGCUGCGCAGCAUCCAGAAGAACCAGACGCCGGUGGUCGGCUUUGAUUAUCUGUAUAAAUGUGUGGAGAGAGGCGUUCUUCUGUCUUUGGACGAGUACAAGAUGGACACUUCAUCAUCUCUAGAUCCUCCUCCUCCCUGGAAGUCACCGCAGAGAGCUCCACUAACUUAUAAAGGUCCGACCUCAUCAGAGGGACCAGCUGUUGAAAAAAACAAUCAGAAGUUCAGAAUCUACAAAGAGUCGGAUUCUGCUCUCCCAGCAUUCCCCGAUGAUUUCCAGGUGGCGAAGUACUCCGUUUUCGGACAGGAGAACGGCAGCAGGUUUUGCGUGUUGGAGCUGCAGAGCGCCAAAGGUGAGCAGGGACGGCGCUAUCGUGUGGCCAGAUACCUGAAGGACGACGUGGUGUCGAAGAAGACAGCUGUGAUGGAUCGGCUGGUGUUCCUGUCCACUUCAGAAGAAGCUCUGGACGUUUACAAGGCGCUGAGUGAAGAACUGGAGCGCUCUGAGCUGCAGAGGAUGAGCAGCUUACCUGCUGAGGCGCCACACCUGGGCUCUGCCCCCCUGCAGCAGCUGCUGCUGGAGGAGAAACUGAACUCCGAUGAGUUGUCCCCAGACGUAGCGGCGUUUGUGGAGCUGCUGUGGACUGAAGCUCUCGGUUGCCUUGGAAACAUCCUCAGAGUCCCCAUCUCCAGACUCAGCCUGAACGAUGUGAGCAGAGCUGAAGGCCUUCUGCUUCAGGCUCAGAGGAAACUGAAGGAGGGAAACGAGGAAGAGGCGUCGUCCCUCUUGGACGAGGUUUUCACCCUGCUGCCUCACCGGGAGCCCAGACCUCAGUCACCUACAGCCAGGUUUCUGUCUCAGAAGCUGGAUCUCUGUCAGUUAAUCCGGGAUGUUCUGAAUGUGAGCGAGAUGACCUUGAACGACCCGAAGCCGUCCUCCGUGGGGAAGUACCGCGCUCUUCGCUGCCACAUCGAAGCCAUUCCCCGCAGCAGCUCAGUGUUUCAGAACGUCGCCGCCCUGCUGGCUGACAGGUCGGUGCAGAUCCAGCAGAUCAUGCGGGUCAACAGAGCGGUGGAGCUUCAAACGUUUCAGAGCGAGAUCGGGAACGUUAAACCCCUCCUCCAUUCAUCCAGCCCCAGCAACUUUGUAGGAAUCAUGUCCAGAGGUCUGCUGCUUCCCCAUGUGGGAGUGGAGCAUCAUGGGAUUACGAGAACGGACGUCGGGAACCUUGGCAGCGGGAUUUACUUCGGUGAUGCCUUGAGCACCAGUCUGAAGUACGCCAAACCCAGUGAAACAGACGGAUCGCGCCUCCUGCUGGUCUGCGAUGUGGCUCUGGGAGUUAGUAAGGAUCUCUAUAAGAGAGACCAGACUCUGACCGAGGCUCCUGAAGGCUACCACAGCGUUCAUGGAGUCAGACGAACCAACAAAACUACAUCUGAUUUUGAGGAUGACGAGUAUGUGGUUUACUCUAUUGACCAAGUGAAGAUAAAAUAUGUAGUUCAGUUCAGAAAGGAAGGAGACGAGCAGAAGAAUUUCAGUCCGGACAUCAACCUGACUGCAGAACCCAUUGAGUCUGCCAAGAACCCAGGUCUCACUUCAGAACAUGUAGAAGAAGAUCUAGAAAAUGUGAAGAACCCUCUGGAGGACGUUAAAGCUGGACUAUUGGACAGUUCAGGCCAGCAGCUCCCCCUGCAGGCCGUCCAUGUAAAGUGCAAACUGAUGGAUCUGCUCUCCCAGGUCAUCAUCUUCCAGAAAUACACCAAUCAGAGCUCAGUGCCCAUUGAGGCGAAGUACGUCUUCCCGCUGGACGACUCAGCUGCCGUGUGCGGAUUUGAAGCUUUCAUCAAUGGGAAGCACGUGGUGGGAGAGGUGAAGGAGAAGGAGACGGCUCGUAAGGAGUACAAACAGGCGAUAGCCAAAGGCCACGGAGCGUACCUCAUGGACCAGGACGCUCCUGAUGUGUUCACCAUCAGCGUGGGCAACCUGCCGCCCGGUGCCACUGUCCUCAUUAAGGUGACCUUUGUGUCAGAGCUGGUGGUCAGAGACGGGAGCAUCCUGUUCUCCCUGCCGGGUAGCGUGGCUCCAUGGCAGGAAAGCGCUGCGCUCAACCAGACCACACAAGUCUCUGUGGAGAAGGUUUGUGUGGCCAAUGAAUCAGCGAGAGAGUUUACGUUAGACAUGUCGGUGGAGAUGCCCUUUGAGAUCUCUAGCCUGACCUGCAUCACCCAUCAAGUCAAAAUUAAGAGGACUGACUGUAAGGCAGUGAUCAGUGUUCUGCCGGGUCAGGUCAUGGGGUCAGAUGGUUUCCAGAUGUCUGUCACUCUCUCUGAGGUUCAUCUUCCCAGAAUGUGGGUGGAGAAACACCCAGACAAGAACAGCCAGGCCUGCAUGCUGGUUUUCUACCCAAACUUUGAGUUUGACUCCAGCUCUGAAGGCAGUGAAGUUGUUCUUUUGCUGGACACGUCUGAGUCCAUGAAGGGGGAAUCGUUCCAGCUGGCCCAGAAAAUCGCCCUGCAGGUUUUAAAGAACCUGAAGAACGACGUCAAAAUCAACAUCGUUUUGUUUGGAACAGAUCACACAGAAGCUUUCCUGACGACCCAGAAACUCAACGAGGUUCAAGCUGAAGCCAAGAAGUUCAUCAAGAGCUGCUCCUCAGUAGGGGGCAGCACUGAGCUGUGGCGGCCUCUCCGGGCUCUCAGCCUGCUGCCGCCGUCCGACGGCGUGCGAAACCUGCUGCUGCUGUCGGACGGCCACAUCCAGAACGCGGCGGCCACGCUGCAGCUGCUCAGAGAUAACGUCCAGCACAGUCGCCUCUUCACCUGCGGCUUCAGCUCCACAGCCAAUCGCCACAUGUUGAGAGCCCUGGCUCAGGCAGGGGGCGGAGCUUAUGAGUUUUUUGACUCUAAAGCGAAGUACACCUGGGCUGAGAAGGUGGAGCGCCAGGUGAAGCGCAUGUCGUCUCCCGGCUGCAGCUCCGUCUCUGUGAAGUGGCAGCAGUUCAACCCCAGAGCUCCUCCGGUUCAAGCCCCGAAGCAGCUGAACGCUCUGUUCAACGACUGCCACACGCUGGUUUACGGCUUUGUGCCCCACUGCACUCAGGCGACUCUUCUUGGAGAUUUACGUGGUCAGGAGCUUCAAACCAUGGUGUCAACAACAGAGCUGCAGAAGACCAGAGGAACGUUUCUUCAUAAGCUCACAGCAAGAGCCCUGAUCAGAGACUACGAGGAUGGAAACCUUGAUAUCACCGAAGCUGAACACGAGGGUAAAAAAGCAGAGCUGAAGUCCUUCAUCAUCGAUCUGAGCAAAGAGUUCUCCAUACUGUCUCAGUUCACCAGCUUCGUGGCCAUCGAAGAGAGGGAUUCUGAGAAGGCAGAUGAUGGCAUCACAGACAUCCCAAAGCUGGUCGCAGAGGAGGAUGUGGACUUCUUGCCAUACAUCAACUGGAGUCUUCCUGAGGACAAAGAAAAAGUUGUGGUUUGUGAUGCAGAGUUAUCUGAAGAAAGCGAUCGCGACAUGCUGUCCGCAGAACUUUGCUCCACUGUUGAGAUAUAUAACGACCUCUAUGCAUCUGAACUGUGGGAGUGCAAUAUGCUGUCUGCAGAACUUUGCUCCACUGUUGAGAUAUAUGACGACCUCUAUGCACCUGAUUUGAGCUUGUGCGAUAGGGACUAUGGUGAAGUUUUGUACAACAGAUUAACUCCUAAGGCAUCUGAAGAGUUAAAUGACGAUAGAUCUAGGGAACUCCAGAAAUCUGAUUUUAGCUUGCGCCGUAGAUCUAGGAAACUCAAGUCAUCUGAAGAGAUUGAUGUUGAUAUGAUGUAUGAUGAUAUUGUCCUGCCUGUUCAUCAUGAGAGAUCUGAAGAGACUGAGAUGGGUAUGUCUGUUGCUCCCGGGUCCUCCAGGAGUGGAUAUGCCCUUUUUUCUGCCACACCACUACCGCAAGGACAGUUAUUCGCUGGUUCUGCACCCCCACCUGCUUUUUUUGGAGCCUCACCUGCUGGUUCUGCCCCCUCAUCUACUGGUUUUGGACCCCCACUUGCUGGUACCGGAGGCUUAUUUGGUUGUUCUGGAGCCCCACCUGCUGGUUCUGCAGCCCCAACUUCUUUUUCUGGAGCCCCACCUGCUUGUUUUGGAACCUCACCUGCUGGUUCUGCCCCCUCAUCUACUGGUUUAGGAACCACAUAUGGUGGUUUUGGACUCCCACUUGCUGGUACUGGAGGCUCAUCAUUUUUGUUUGGGUCUACAUCAACAGCUUCUUUGAAAUCAUCUUCGCUAUUUCCAUCAUCAGUUCAGCCAUUAUCAGGGAAUUGGUCCAAAACAAGCUCUCUUGCCAAUAUAAGUCCAGCAUUAUUUGGGAAACCUCUCUCAUUAUCUGGAUCUCCAAGUACAGGCUCCAUUUUUUCCAGGGUGUCACUUACAGAACGUAGUGCUGUACAGCAGAAAGCCACACCUGAUUCUGCAGGCGAAGCUCCUUUGACACGUUUAGAAUCUGAAUGUUUUGCAAACCAAGAAGAGGAACUCUCAGCAUUCCAAGGCAAUGGAGGACGCACAAUGUUGUAUCAGGUUCCAGAAUCUGAUCCAAAACCUCCCCAUCGUCUUAGUUUUCUUAGAGAUUUAAGUCGAGUGCGCAAUGGCGCUCCAACACCUCUCUCUGAAGUGGGCUCCAUCCAACUGGACCGCAGAGUAGCUCCACCACUACCUCUUCAAGUAUUUAGUGAAGCUUCACUACCUCCCCUUCAAGUAACUAGAGGAGGUCGUCCACCUCCACCUGCAAUGCGCAAAGGGGCUCCUCCACCUCCAGGACCCAGUGGAGCUCCUCCUCCACCUCCAUGGGUCUUUGGAGCUCCUCCUCCACUUCAAGGGGCCAUUGGAGUUCCUCACCCACCUCCAGGACCCAGUGGAGCUCCUCCUCCACCUCCAUGGGUCUUUGGAGCUCCUCCUCCACCUCCAGUGGCCAGUGAAGCUCCACUACCUCCCCCUAGUCUUCUUCACAGGCCCUUCUGUGCAUUAAGUUCAAAUCUAAUGGAUGGUCUGGUUUGUCAAGCAUAUGAUAUACAGCCACAUCAUCCAUCCUUUGAGGCUCCAGACCCAGAAGAGCAGAAGCUGAAGUGGAUUAAGAUCUUCCAACUGCAGCAGGCGGACGGAUACUGGGAGUUAACUGUUGAGCUGGGAAAACUGGUCAAUGUCAACGUGGAUGCGUUUGCUAACGUGUUCCUGAAGAACAAAGGCAUUCAUUCUCUGGGUGCGAAGGCCAACGCAGGCAUCCGGAGGCUGGUGGCGACUCUGUUGGUUCUGCAGCUGAUGAGGGAGGAGGAGCUGGAGGAAGGAAAACUCCUGCAGAGUUUGUUUAACCUGAAGGAGCCGACUGGGUCCAGGUCUGAGCGCUGGCAGCAGGUGAAGAAGGCAGUGGACUGGGUGCGUUGGGCCGACCGGGAGUAUCCGUGCGCCUGCAGCCGGCUGGAGUUCGGCUGGAGCUGGGAGUCUUCCACCCGCCAGCUGCUGGGCUUCGAACGCUUCCCCCCGUUCUCACCGCUCAUCAGCCUGGAGCUGCAGAAGACCGCAGCGCCGCUGGCCAUCCACUGAGGAAAUGAUGCAACAUUUUCUGAAAGUCAUAUAUCAAUUUGUAUUUUGUUUUGCUUUUUUAUCUGCUUUGGUUUGUGUUUAUGUGCAAAGAGGUGAAGAUGAUCAAAAAUUACAUGACAAAAUAUUUAAAUAUUUGAUCAUUUUAAAACAUGAGAGGAAGGAAGAAAAAGAUUUAUGUUUCAUCCACUUAAAUGAUACAAAUGGAUAAAUAGAAUUAGAAACAAAACCGUUAUUAAUCACAAACUGGAGAACAUAAUUGAUGGCACAAUGUGAACAUCUUCCUCCCUAAUAAAUUCAGAAAUGGUGGAUUGCUAUUAUCUUAAAAACUAACAAGAAUAGAUUAAAAUGUGUUUGAUACUUUUGGAGUUUAAUUCUUGUUGUGUUUUCAAACUAAUUUUUUGGGAGAAAUUAGCUAAUUUUUGAACUCACUUUCAGAUUUUACUUUUAUCUGGAGAUGGCUUAGAUCUCAAAUAUAUAUAUUUUUUUCUUUAUCUUUUGUUAUUUUUUAAGGGGGGUUAAGGCGCCUUUGGUUUUACAAACUGCUUUACAUAUAAAAUCAGUAUUCACAUGGAAAUGGUUGCAUGCAUCGGAAAAACAAACAGCAAAAAUAAUCUGUACCUAUUUUCAGUAUCAGUUAAUCUAAAGCAACAUUAUUUUUCACCAUCUAUGACAGUAACCUGUUAAAAUAAAAUUUCAACGGCUCUUUAAGUACUUUAUUCAGUUAUUAUGUCAACAAAAUCAUCCAAAGAAUUCUAAGGUGGCUUGUUUUUAUACCCGUGUUUAUUGAAUCUGUAAUCAUUUUUAUUCGACUGAUUAAAGUAAUCUGAAAAUGUUUUUUUUAUUUAAUUCUUUUAUGGCAUUUGGGUAAUGGUCAGAAAAUUAAAUGAACAAAGCCAAAGUUCUGACCAUGAAUUUGUUUCAAUCAUCUCAUCUUGUGAUUCUCUUAUUGAAACUUUGACAUUUUUGAUGAAUGAAUUUAUACAAAUUAACUGUUUUGAAUGCAUUUUUAAUCAACUUACUGUCUUUGUUGACCUAUUCAUAGCAAAAUUCGAAUAAAUUACUAAUAUAGCAA
Molecule: messenger RNA, 6926 nt
Organism: Xiphophorus couchianus (Monterrey platyfish)
Lineage: Eukaryota; Metazoa; Chordata; Actinopteri; Cyprinodontiformes; Poeciliidae
Gene: parp4
Product: poly (ADP-ribose) polymerase family, member 4
Exons: 53
Coding region: 101-5854 (1917 amino acids)
Cellular component (GO): cytoplasm
Molecular function (GO): NAD+ poly-ADP-ribosyltransferase activity
Source: RefSeq, a predicted model, not a curated record